Molecule: messenger RNA, 3374 nt
Organism: Lampris incognitus (smalleye Pacific opah)
Lineage: Eukaryota; Metazoa; Chordata; Actinopteri; Lampriformes; Lampridae
Gene: cab39
Product: calcium binding protein 39
Exons: 9
Coding region: 191-1216 (341 amino acids)
Biological process (GO): intracellular signal transduction
Molecular function (GO): protein serine/threonine kinase activator activity
Source: RefSeq, a predicted model, not a curated record
UAGGAAACAGUGGCCGCACAACUGCAUUACAAACUAGGGGAGGCGACGAACAAGGAAAAAAACGAGUUUUUCGUCUAGCGGAGCACGUAUUUUGUCUUCUUGCAGUCCAAACAGAUCGGAGGAAAACCAGUGAAAAAGACAGUUCAGAAGGUGGACAGUGCGCUGUCUGGUAGCUCGUGGUAACUCCACAAUGCCUUUCCCCUUUGGCAAGUCCCACAAGUCACCGGCGGACAUCGUCAAGAACCUGAAGGACAGCAUGACGGUCCUGGAGAAACAUGACAUCUCGGAUAAAAAAGCAGAAAAGGCCACGGAGGAGGUGUCAAAAAGUCUAGUGGCCAUGAAGGAGAUCUUGUAUGGCACCAAUGAGAAGGAGCCCCAGACAGAGGCAGUGGCACAGCUGGCCCAAGAGCUCUACAACAGUGGGCUGCUUAGUACUCUGAUAGCUGACUUGCAGCUCAUUGACUUUGAGGGUAAAAAGGAUGUGGCUCAGAUCUUCAACAAUAUCCUCAGGCGUCAGAUUGGUACUCGAACGCCCACAGUGGAGUACCUCUGCACCCAACAGAAUAUCCUCUUCAUGCUUCUAAAGGGGUAUGAGUCUCCAGAAAUUGCCCUAAACUGUGGUAUUAUGCUGAGGGAGUGCAUCAGACAUGAUCCACUAGCCAAGAUCACACUGUGGUCGGAGCAGUUCUACGACUUCUUCAGAUACGUGGAAAUGUCCACGUUUGACAUUGCCUCAGAUGCAUUCGCCACUUUUAAAGACUUACUCACAAGACACAAGUUACAGAGUGCAGAGUUUCUGGAGCAGCAUUACGACAGGUUUUUCAGUGAAUAUGAGAAGUUACUCCACUCAGAGAACUACGUGACCAAAAGACAGUCUCUCAAGCUAUUGGGGGAGCUACUUCUCGACCGGCACAAUUUCACCAUCAUGACAAAAUAUAUCAGCAAGCCAGAGAAUCUCAAACUAAUGAUGAACCUUCUACGGGACAAGAGUCGCAACAUCCAGUUCGAGGCUUUCCAUGUUUUCAAGGUGUUUGUGGCUAACCCCAACAAGACGCAGCCCAUCCUGGACAUUCUGUUGAAGAACCAGACCAAACUCAUAGAGUUCCUCAGCAAGUUCCAAAACGACAGGACAGAAGAUGAACAGUUCAACGACGAAAAGACGUACCUGGUCAAGCAGAUCAGGGACCUGAAGAGGCCUGCCCCCCAGGAGGCCUGAGGGAGGAUGGGAAAGGGCUGGGAGGGGGGAGGAGCCACCAGGACCACAUCUUGACUACAUCCAAAUAAUGUCUGCUUAAUGGAUCCAUCAGCAGCUGCUGUUAUGGCUUCUGAAUUAAAAUUGAAUCAACAAACGCACCCAUAUCAACUCAUCAGGAAGUCGGCAGCUCCUCUGCUCCUCAGUGGACAUUUUGAAAAGAAAAUGUUUUUUCAUUUGAAAGAAAUAAGAGAAAAUAGACGCUGCUGCUUUCUUGCACAUUGAGACAUGUAAGGUAUACCAUUAUGAAACAACAGUCAAACAUUGAAUUUCAAACAUAAAAGUACAGAGAACUGAUAGAAACACCGUUGCACGCACACACAUGCACACGCGCAUGCGCACGCACGCACGCACACACACGCACACACACACACACAAAGGACAAACGUACACAUACACGAACAUAGAAAAACGUGCAUAUAGAUAUACAGUCCUUCAAGAAUAUCAACUAAAACCUUGUGAUGGGAAAGGUACUAGCAAUUCGAAUGUUGGUGUGUUGCAUGCCUUGAAGUGUGACAGUUCUACAGCUGUUAAUGGCUCUGGCUUGGAGACAGCCUGCCUAUGCCUGGCUGUCACAUUCAGUGCCACAGACUUGGAAACGCACAUGCAUCGCAGAAACGGCUACAAUUUUAAUCUAUGCCUUCAUCCAAUAAAGUGACAGUGAUUAAUAUAUAUAUAUAUAUAUAUAUAUAUAUAUAUAUACACACGUUUUUUGUUUUUUUUGGGUGGCAAGCUGUCAGGCAACAUGGCAAAGAAUCAUUUACCUCCGGUGUGUUUUGUGAUGACACAGCACUUAAAACACCAAGAGAGGAGGAUGGGAGGCUAGGUAUGAAUUUGGUACAGCCUGAGAGUUAGUUCUCACUAAUUGUUUUCUGGGACAGGGUGAAUAUGUACAUAUGCCUUUUUUUUUCUCUUUCUUUUUUUUUUUUUUGCUUUGUAGAGUUUGUUUAACCUUUACAUAUCUAUAUAUAAUUACCUUAAACAUCAGGUUUUUGGUUAAUUGUAAUCAAAUUACUUUUUAAAUCAUAAAUGAAACAUCCAAAAUCUACUUUUUUUUUGCAUUUCAUUUUAUUUGCUAAAAUGAUUUGCUGGUGGAUUUCUUUGUAAAUAACUAAGGGCCAGCUCAUGUUUAGCUAACCUUUAGUACAUUAAUAAUUUUGUACAGCAGAGGAAUGUCAUGAUGUUGGCUCUGGAUCUGUCAAUCCUCUUUACGCUCUAUCUGCAUUUGAGUAUUUCUCACAGACUGCUAAAAAAACUUGCAAAUGGUCGAUGGAAGGAAAGAGUGAGCUGUGCUGAAGGCGGUGGUGGGUGUGUGUCAGGAGGGCCCUAACAAUAACUAACAUUAAGCUUAUGUGUUAGGGCACACUCUGGGGUGCCUUGCAACCCACAUCACUUACCUGGAGUUGACUGUGGGAAUUCUGUGUCCUGUAUACUUCACCAUCUCAAGUUUUAUCCUGAUUCUCAUCACUGUGCUUGUGGCCUGGGAGAGUUGUGUGGCCCCAUAGUGAAGUAUGUGUCAUGGGUAAACAUGUUGCGAUGUUGGAGCUUUGGCACGUCAUUCUGUCUUUUGCUCCUUUUCCUUCCACUGUGAGCCUCGCUCUCCAGAGGUUCAUAAUUCCAGUACAAUUAAGAGGGUAAAGCAUUGUGGGUAGCAGAGUACUUUGAGCAUGUUGGAUUGGCUACAUGAGAUUGAUCAAAAUUGACUUUUUCCAAUAGAACCUGAACAAAAAUAGAAAGUACAGUGAAAGAAAGGUACAUGUAACGAUGAGAAAAGUGGCCCACAUUUGUUGUGUAGGAAAUGUUCUCCCAUCCAAUAAGCCAAACUAUGAGCUAUCUCAAACAAACAGUACUAUUCAAAUAGCCUAUUACUCCUCGAUGCACAUUGAACUUGCAUGUUCAUCCAUUGGCUGUGCAUGAUGCUGUACUAAAGCUGUUGUACUGGAAUUUUUUUUUCCGAAUAUUUAACAACAUGAAGAUGUUAAAUUGAUCUAGCUAAAUGCUUUGUGCUGACUUUGACUUCAUUUCCAGCAGAGAGUGUGGGUGUUUUCAGAAGUGUCAAAAGGCAUGGGCCCUAAAAAUGAAACAACUGAAAAAAAUAAAGAAAAAAAACAAAACAUUUGGA